Messenger RNA from Bombus huntii, 2377 nucleotides. Its product is annotated as protein scarlet. The record is from RefSeq and is a predicted model, not a curated record. NCBI's taxonomy places the organism in Eukaryota, Metazoa, Arthropoda, Insecta, Hymenoptera, Apidae. Gene Ontology annotation, molecular function: ATP binding; ABC-type transporter activity; ATP hydrolysis activity. The transcript is spliced from 14 exons. Bases 415 to 2313 code for a protein of 632 amino acids. Gene Ontology annotation, cellular component: plasma membrane.
UUGUACCUGAAAAAAGCAUAACUACUAGAAAUGACAUUUUUUCAGUGAUUGCUCGUUCUUACCAAGUGAUUAAGAUAUGUAUCAUAAGAUUCACAGUGAGAACCUCCGGUAUUUUCAUUCCAUAUAUUAAUGAAAUAAUUAUCAAAUAAUAAGAAUAAUAGAAAAACCAUGCAGAUUAUGCAUAUGUAUAUGUACGUUCCAAGGUUUUAUUCAGCCGAGAGAAUAGCGAAAAGCAGAACAGGUACGGGUCGAGUGGGAAGGCAAGAGCUAUCGCGUAGCUGUGGGUUCAGUAACAAUCUUAUUUGUGGAGUAACUCGGUUCAAUCGGCUGUCCGGUUGGUGGGUCGUUGGUGUUUUUAAUAAAACAGUGUGAUCGGUAGAAGAUAAUUAAGAUCAAGAUUUCUCAUCGAUCACGAUGUAUGUUUUAAAAGAAAAUCAGUGGUUUUCCAAAACUCAAGCUCACCUUACGGAAGAGGAUACGGUUUGUUUGCGAGGUGUGACGCUAACCUGGAGAGACCUUUCUGUAUACGCAAUGGAUCGCGGACGAAAAAACAUGUUCAAGCAAUUAAUCAAUAAUGUGAAGGGUGCGGCCAAACCUGGCGAUCUAACAGCGAUAAUUGGUGCAAGUGGUGCUGGCAAAAGUUCAUUGAUGGCAGCGCUGGCUUUUCGCACCGGACCCGAACUUUUAAUCCACGGUGAUAUACGAGCAAAUGGAACGCCAGUCGAUUCUUCUUACAUGAUGCAUAACAGUGGUUACAUGCAUCAAGAGGAUAUAUUUGUCGCAACGAUGACAGUGAUCGAACAUCUUUGGUUUAUGGCUCGAAUGAAACUCGACGGACGUGUACAAGUAUUAGACAUUCGAAGAAAAAUUGACAGUCUAUUGAGAGACGUUGGUUUAACCAGCAGGCGCGAUGUACGAAUUGGUAGUAGCGACACCGACGACAAAGUAUUAUCUGGCGGUGAAAAAAAGAGGUUGUCCUUUGCCACGGAAUUGUUAACAGAUCCGAAAAUAUUGUUCCUGGACGAACCAACGACCGGGCAAGAUUCGCAUUCGGCAAACUGUUUGAUAUCUCAACUGAAAUCGUUCGCAGCGAAAGGACGAACAGUGUUGUGCACCAUCCAUCAACCGAGUUCCACUAUAUUCAGUUGGUUCGAUCGAAUAAUAUUAAUUGCCGAGGGUCGAGUUGCGUUUGCAGGUGGAAUCGACCAGGCAGUGGAAUUUUUUGCAAGUCAGGGAUACGAAUGUCCGCGGAAAUACAAUCCAGCAGACUUCCUAAUAGCGAUUGUGGCUACGGGCUCGAAGAACGAGAAUGGUGAAGAAAUAGCUCACGAGAUAUGCGAUGUUUUCUCAACUAGUAAAGCAUAUAACGAAAUCGAUCGUAUAUUAGAAACGCAGAUGCAAUCGAUGCAUUCUGUGAAUUCUAGAUCCGAAUUACUUUCUGACGACAAAUUUAUUACAAGAAAAGAAGCGCGAUAUUGUUCACGGCUUUACUGGUUGAUUUAUCGACACUUUUUGCAAGUUCUGAGAGAUCCAUCGGUACAAAUUAUUCGAAUACUUCAGAAAGUGAGUGUGGCGACAAUCGCUGGUCUGUGCUUCGUGGGUGCUGUAAAUUUUGAUCAGCUUGGAAUUCAAGCUACGCAAGGUGUCAUUUUCAUCUUGGUGUCUGAGAACGCAUUUUUUCCAAUGUACGCUACAUUAGCCCUGAUACCGCAGGAGCUACCGCUUCUUCGAAGGGAGUACCGAGCUGGGAUGUACCCGGUUUAUCUGUACUAUGCUGCGCGUAUACUUUCUUUGAUACCUGGUUUAAUAAUAGAGCCGCUAUUAUUUGCGACGAUCAUAUAUUGGUUAGCUGGAUUGCGAGAUAACGUCGAAACUUUUGGGUUCACGUUACUUGUGCUCCUACUUACUAUAAACGUAUCGACUGCGUGCGGGUGUUUCUUUUCAACGGCAUUUGAGAGCGUACCAUUAGCGAUGGCUUAUUUAAUACCGUUCGACUAUAUUCUUAUGAUUACUAUGGGUCCCUUUCUCAAACUAGGAUCGUUACCGUUAUACAUCCAAUGGAUUAAAUACAUUUCUUGGUUGCUACACUCCAGCGAAGCACUUUCCAUUCUACAAUGGAACGGUGUGCAUAACAUAUCUUGUGAAACAACUGAUCCUGAAUUACCUUGCAUCACCGAAGGGAUCGAUGUGCUACAUCGUUACGACUUUGAUGAAACUAAUUUUUGGAUGGACAUGCUGUCAAUGAUCGUUAUUUAUCUCGUUUUUCACAUCCUUGCCUGCGUUUGUCUAUGGAAUCGUUGUAGAUGCAAAUGAGAAAGUACUAUAUCACGAUAUCGACUGCCAUGCUGACUUGUUUGUAUUCGUUUAAAAUAUAUUU